GCAGCUAACACCUCGCCACUGAGCUACAAGAACACAUACAAAUACAGCCUUGCACAACAAUUACAGAUCUUGCAAGUUUUCUCUUUUUUUUUUUUAAGUGAAAGUGAAAUGAAACUUACAGGUGUAAGUUUCAUUUUUUUGAGUAUUUGUUUGUUUGAGUAUAUACUCAUAAUAUUUAUGAGGUAAGUAAUGCAACCAUCAUUAAUUCUUUACGUAAUAAAAAAUCUACAAGAAAUAACUUGACAACAAAACUUUUACAUUGUUCUGUUAAUCAUUGAUAUAUCCCAUCUAUAUUAUAUUUUCGGCAUACUGAUGAAUCAAGACAGGUGUAAAAAGGCCAUACAUGUUUAAUUUUGUCAAAGAAAAAGUAUAUACCAUUUAUUAGAUUAUAAUCUAUGAGAACAAUAAAAUUGCAAUAAUACUAUAUAUUCUAUUAUAUAUAUACUAUAUGUAUAAUAAUUUCCAUGUUUUUUUGUUUUUUCACUCAUUUGUCUUGUAAAGCUGCUUUGAAGAAAUGCAACAUUGUUAAAAAGCACUAUAUCUAUAUAUAAAUAAAUGUUACUUGAUAAAACAAUUAGUCAAGAAUAUACACUUUGCACCUAUUAAAGGUGGGGUGCAUGAUCUCUGAAAGCCAAUGCUGAUAUUUGUAAUCACCUAAACAAAUAUGCCCCUACCCCAAAAGAAUCUGGACCUCAUUUUAAUAGACCCGCACCACAUAUAUGCAACCCAGGCAAUGAUGUCGGUUAGUAGACAUGCUCCUUACUGCUGAUUGGCUACACGUGUGUUUGGUACUCGGCCGACUUCCUUUCCCAAAGUAUUUUUCAAAAAUCAUGCACCCCGCCUUUAGCACAUUCAGAUUCAGGACAGUUAUACUGUUAUUAGACCACAACAUUAUUCUUUAGGUCAGUGGUUCUCAAACUUUUUCGGCAUGCGGCCACCCCUUGUAUACGGUGCCUCCCUAUGUGGCCCUACCAAAUAAAAAUUAUGACAUAAAACAUUCCAAAACUUAAUAUUUUAAUUAAACAAAACAUGAAAUUAUACAAUGUAGUGCUGUUGCAUAGUAGCCUUAUUUUUCUGAGAUUUAAUUACAAAGAAUUUAUGAUAAAUGUAUUUAUUUUAUAAAAUAAAAAAACAGGGCCCCCCUGGCACCAUCUCGGGAGCCACAGCCUCUAGUUUGAGAACCACUGCUUUAGAUUUUCAUAUGUCACAUGGAUUCAAGCAAACUGCAGGGAUGAUGUAAUGAUGAACGUUUUUAAAAGUAGUGUCCUUCUUGCCAAAGAAUAUAAAUCUGGAAAAUAUGAUGAAAAUAAAUUGUCCAUUGUACAUAUGUUUUCAUUAAUCAUUGUAUAAAUUUUUUUGGUGUGGGGGUUGGGGUGGAUGGGUAUGUUUGCUAGUUAUGAUUUUGGAUAACUACCAUUGCACUAUGUCAUCUUGCAUGGCUCUUGCCCAGAUUUUAAUCCAUUUUGUUAAACUGAACUAUCACAGGAGCAUUAAAAGCUUUGCCAGUAAAUCGCCUCAAUAAUCUUUAUAAUCAGUUCAUUUCAAAGUUACACAGACAUCACUGGCAGUUUUUGAUCUCCUUGUGGUUGUUAUGAAGCGACUUAUCAGUUCUUUGUAUUUUUUAAUAUACUUGUAAAACAUCUAAAUACCCAUUUUAAAUCGAAUAAAUGUAAUAUAAGAAGCAGAUGAGUAUAAUUUAAAGAUGAUUUAUUUGACUGUGAAUGACAGCACAGAUAUUAUGCGUGUUUGUGAAGUUAAAUUUCACUGCGUGCCACAAGAGGGCAGCUUGACAGAUUUGUUAUGGGUUAUGGCCUAAUGAUGAUUUCUGUUAGCUGUAGAGUAAAAUGUUUUGUUUUUAUUUUAUUUGUUUGUUUGUUUUAAUUGUUUUACUUUAAUUGUUUUACAUGUUCAAAGUAAAUAUGUUCAAAUAAUUUCUUUUUUUUUACGUCUAAUAAAAGACCCACGCCUGUGACGGAUUUUUUUUUUGCACUGCAGGUACAUUAUUUACUUUAAAACACAUUAAUUACGAUAUAUCACAUAGCUCUUUUAAAUGGGUAGAUUAAUUGUUAGAUCAGUAUGACUUUUGGUAUGUAGGCUAUUUAUGUAUUUUUAUUAUGUUUUAGAUUAUUUGUGUAUUUUUUUAAUCAAACAUUUCAAGAUAACUUGUAACAAUUAUAUAUUUUCACUGGAAUCUGUUUUUGUUAUUUAUGUUUUUAUUAAUCUGUAAAAUAAUUUUUCAAAAAUCCCCACAGAACCUUUCUCACACGUUCCGUUUUUCAGCACGGCGUGUUAUCAGUGCAACACAUUUUAUGCUAACCGCGGGCUCUUUUCUGAAUUCAUAGGAUCUGCCCUUCAACAUUAUAACGAACACAUUUUUCAUUUACCUUAUAUGAUAAGAAUGUCAAUUUUUUGUAUUUGAAAAGCUGUACAAUCAACAUGAAUCUUGACAGGCUUCGUAAAAGAGUGAGACACUACAUUGAUCAGCAACAGUACCAAAGCGCUCUGUUCUGGGCUGACAAAGUAGCAUCAUUAUCAGAUGAUCCUCAAGAUAUUUAUUGGUUAGCACAGUGCCUUUAUUUAACAGCACAAUAUCACAGAGCCUCGCAUGCUCUCAGAUCACGCAAGCUUGACAAGUUGUAUGGAGCCUGUCAGUAUUUAGCUGCAAGGUGCCAUUAUGCUGCCAAAGAAUAUCAGCAAGCUCUGGACAUAUUGGACAUGGAGGAAGCAGCCAGUAAGAAAAUAUUGGACAGGAAUGUAAAAGAGGAAAAUGGGUCAAGAGAAACAGCAAAGGAAUGGGAAAUGUCUCCUGCGUCAAUCAACAGUUCCAUCUGUCUCCUGCGGGGGAAAAUCUAUGAUGCCAUGGACAACAGACCCCUAGCAACGUCUAGCUACAAAGAGGCCUUGAAACUAGAUGUCUACUGCUUUGAAGCCUUUGACCUUUUGACGUCCCAUCACAUGUUGACUGCUCAAGAGGAAAAAGAUUUUCUGGAUUCUCUGCCCUUAAGUCAACAGUGUACAGAAGAGGAAGUGGAGUUGUUACGUUUUCUUUUUGAAAACAAAUUGAAAAAGUAUAACAAACCAAGUGAGAUGGUCGUCCCAGAUAUAGUCAAUGGUCUCCAGGACAACUUGGAUGUUGUUGUCUCUUUGGCAGAGCGGCAUUAUUACAACUGUGACUUUAAAAUGUGCUACUCGCUUACGUCUAUGGUUAUGGUGAAAGACCCAUUUCAUGCCAACUGUUUGCCAGUGCAUAUAGGAACUCUUGUUGAGCUAAGUAAAGCAAAUGAGUUAUUUUUCCUGUCUCAUAAAUUGGUGGAUUUGUAUCCUAGCAAUCCAGUUUCGUGGUUUGCUGUUGGAUGUUACUACCUUAUGGUUGGACAUAAAAAUGAACAUGCGAGGCGAUAUCUCAGUAAGGCCACCACACUGGAGCGCACAUACGGACCGGCGUGGAUAGCAUACGGGCACUCGUUCGCUGUUGAGAGCGAGCACGACCAGGCCAUGGCUGCAUACUUCACAGCCGCUCAACUUAUGAAAGGGUGUCACUUGCCAAUGCUGUACAUAGGUCUUGAGUAUGGGCUUACAAACAACCCAAAGCUGGCAGAGCGUUUCUUUAGCCAAGCCCUAAGCAUCGCCCCCGAGGACCCCUUUGUCAUACAUGAGGUAGCUGUGGUUGCCUUCCAAAAUGGAGAUUAUAAAACAGCUGAGAAGUUGUUUCUGGAUGCUAUGGAUAAAAUUAAAGCCAUAGGAAAUGAGGUAACGGUGGACAAAUGGGAGCCGCUUCUAAACAAUCUGGGUCAUGUAUGUCGAAAAUUGAAGAAAUAUGAGCAGGCCCUCGAAUACCACAGACAAGCUUUGGUCCUCAUCCCACAGAAUGCCUCAACUUACUCAGCCAUCGGUUACGUUCACAGCCUCAUGGGAGAUUUUGAGAGUGCCAUUGACUACUUUCACACUGCACUUGGUCUUAAAAGGGACGACACCUUUUCAGUAACCAUGCUGGGCCACUGCAUUGAGAUGUAUAUCAGUGAUUCAGAUGCUUAUAUUGGAACUGACAUUAAAGACAAAGUGAGAAAGACCAUCAACACACCUGCACUGAUAAAGAUGCUCAACACUUCAUCUGAUGGCAAUGACAGCAGAGCACCACCAACAGAGGAGGUGAACUUUUCUUUUAACGUUGACAAACAAACCGACGCCUUCCAGCGCUUCCUUUUAGAAUGUGACAUGCGCGAGAGCGACAUGAUAGAAACGUCCAUGUCUGACACGAGCACGUGAUUGUGACCUGUAAAAGGGUCUUAGAGGAACUUUGACUAUGAGCUUGAGAUGAUGAUGGAAUUUGAAAAUAAAGCGGACACGACAACUCUCCCUCUGCUGCCCGCUGUGUCCAUUAUGUUGGACCCCUGUGGAUUUUUUUUACUAUGAAUAAAUGUCAAGAAGUGAAUGCAGAAGGUUUGAAACUAAUGAUUUAAUCAAUAAAUCCUGCAUCCAUAUUUUA
Molecule: messenger RNA, 4486 nt
Organism: Paramisgurnus dabryanus
Lineage: Eukaryota; Metazoa; Chordata; Actinopteri; Cypriniformes; Cobitidae
Gene: cdc16
Product: cell division cycle 16 homolog (S. cerevisiae)
Biological process (GO): anaphase-promoting complex-dependent catabolic process; cell division; protein ubiquitination
Cellular component (GO): anaphase-promoting complex; cytoplasm
Molecular function (GO): protein binding
Source: RefSeq, a predicted model, not a curated record